Messenger RNA from Pecten maximus, 2248 nucleotides. RefSeq lists its product as uncharacterized. The record is from RefSeq and is a predicted model, not a curated record. The coding region runs from base 113 to 2170 and encodes 685 amino acids. NCBI's taxonomy places the organism in Eukaryota, Metazoa, Mollusca, Bivalvia, Pectinida, Pectinidae. The transcript has 2 exons.
GAGGUAUCUGGCGGGCGACAAACCGAUACUCCGUAUCGGACAGGUGCAUGUUCAGGUGUAUUUAAACAGUCAUACCUCUCUCUACACUUCACAUCUUCUCAGGCGGUAGAAAAUGGCACUCAAGAUGCUGUUGGUUAUGGUACUAGCUGCCUCGGUGUUGACAGUUAGCGCAAAUCGGGGCCAUGAUCUGAACGUUUUGAAGAACACCAUGCAGACUCUUGCCCGCCAACUCAUGUUGCAGCAACUCUUUGUGGAGGAGAGAAUAAGAUCGGACGGAGACUCUGGUGUCAAACAAAUCCGGGUCGUCAACAAGGGAACCAGGAGCUUCUUCUCAGACUCCAUCACUCAGCGGUCCGCUCUAGCCAUUCAUGAUCACUCUAACUAUGAUCGAACUGUGGGUAUGGGUGAGCUUAUCGCUGUGCUUAACGGAGUCGAGUUCCGCACCCGGCACAACGACUACAAACUUCGCAUGCCAAGUCGACACUCCAAGACGUACAACUCACUGGAGGACCUACCGUUCCCAGAUGUACCGAUAUCUGUUAGAAAUAAACAUACUGUGGCGGAGCAGAUCAAAGAGAUGCGCGAGUACUUCCGGGCGUUCAAGGAACAGAACACUCAGAUCCGCUCAGAUUAUAAGCAAUACUUUAAGCCCGCCAUGUGUUACCUAGAGGGAGGCUGGACAACAAAUACAGAGACGCUAGAGGAACCCUUCCAUAGCGACCGCCACUUCUUGGAUGCGGCUGGAUGGGCUGACCUACAGAGAAAGAUCCGAUUUACGUCUUAUACCGGAGGUAAGAGUCUGAGGGAGAACUAUGGAUUUUUACCCACCACCCUUGUAGACGUCAAGAAUGGAACACCGGUGUACUCUCAAUGGAACUACCGUAUUCUCUGCAACCCAAUAAAAACAGAACUCGGGCUUGGAGACUUUGCUCUUGUGGAUGACCUAGGCCCGCGUUUGGCGAACAGGAAGACUAUGGAUCAGAUGUCAAUGAACAAGGCGGCCCGGUUUACAUUGAAUCCCACACACAGCAGUCAUCAGUACAACAGCACUCUUGGACACGGAAAACUUGACAUCAGGCUAUACGGACAAGGACUUAUAGAUAACAUAAUGCAGGAAAUUCCAGGCAAAGACAAUUAUCUUGCAAACUUAAAUGACCAUGCUUUUCAAAGAACAGAAUACGAUAUGAAAUAUUCGAACCUUACUCAACUGAACACUGGAUAUUACCACCGCUGGUUGAAGUAUAAACAGGAGGGUAAUUCAAAAAUAUACACUUUGUACCGUGGAUACUCCGACCAGAACCUGUGGACCGCCCAGACUACACAACCCCAGAUAACACCCCGUGCCAUCAGGCAAUGUCAUACUGACCAACACACCCACAAACGCGUGUGUGCCGACCAAGUUUCCAGGUACACAUAUGCUAUUCCACUUGAAAUAAUUUGGCUAACACCGUUGUAUAAAUGGAACCCAUAUGAGCUUGUAUUCCACCACGGCCCUUCCACAGUCUACCCAGCCAAUUCGGUAGACGCCAAUGGCCGAGAUGGCGGUAUGAGCAGCAACAAAGCCUUUAACGGUACCCGCUCUGAUGCCUUUUAUUUCACUCCAAACGAAUUCUUCAAACCUGGCACAGAUUUAACUAGGGAGGCAGUAGGUGUCCUUGACAAACAUGGCCAGGUCAGGAGUGUCCGGUCCUCGGGUACUCGCAUCUUCCUUCCUGAUAUCGAAGGUGUUGGAAAAGUAAGAUUGAGGUACCCAAUAGCCCCGGCGCACUUCGAGGGCAACGCCGUCUACAAAGAGAUAGACGCACUCAAACAGAUGGUCAUGCAUAUGCAGGACUAUGUGAAGUAUUUUGAGAGGCCACCAGCAGUUGGACAACACACGGCCAACCAAUCUCUAGUGCUUAAUCCAAACGAUGAGCACUUCCAGACGUCCAACACCACGUGGCACACCCCAGGGCCUCACGUACACGACAUAUACCUGAACCCCAACCAAUACCGUGACGUAACUCGCGCAAAAACGGUGUCCGUAUACACCUCCGUGGCACUGGGACACCAGCACUUGAUUGAAAUGACCGGCGAUCCUCACAACCACACCAUCUUUACAAUUACCAAGUGCGACAAUCAUCCAACUUGCGCGGGUGGUCACACAUCUGUUCUCAAGCAUCUUCCUUAGCCCGGACACCAUGUGGAAAGUAAUACAGUCUGUCUAAUUUAACUGUAAGUUACGAAAUAUUAAAUAAAUCAUUGAUGU